CACGGACGAGCGAGCGCAUCUGCAUUCGAAAUUUCGGAAUAACGAAAGGAGCAGCGAGGAGCCGCUGCAAUCUCGACGCGUGAUGGAAUUUCUCGUGUACACGGGUUUUAACGCUGGAACUGCCUAUAAGGGGGCACUAUGCAGACCGAGGAAGUCGUGUCUCGUACACAAUCAACUGGUAUAGACGGUAGCCCUACGGACAGUACCACUUUACAGCACCAUCUGCAUCACUCGGCACAUAUAAAGUGUCCGUUGCCACCUCUGCUCCAUAUGGCGGUCAAGCAGGAGCCUCAGGAGGAGGAGGAACGAAGUCGUGACACGAAUGCGUUGAGUCCACAAGAAGAUGCAGACUCUUCUCCAACGUCCGUCGACGGUAAACACGGCCACGGCCACGAAACGGGUCAUCAUCAACUGCAAGACCUGGAGGAGAGCCCAGGACACACGGUUUCGGAUCUCAAUAACAAAGGGAGACCAAGUCGUGGUCGCCGAAAAUCCCGAUGGAAGCUCAAGUUCCACCACCAAGCACUGCCGCCGGAGUACCUGGACCACUACGAGGCGUCGCUGGCCCAAGAAGCUCUGAACGCUUCGCCGACGCACGUGGUCGAGCCGACGAUCCCCAGCCCAGCGCCGACAAGCUCAACCUCAACGCCCAGCCCGAUAGCAGAUGUGCACGGUUGGCUGCAGCGGAUCGCGGCGAUGCAGCAGGAGCUGUGUCCCCAGAUCCCGUCCCCCAGGUGUCCAGCGGCGAGUCCGAACCAGCCGUCAGGCUCCAGAAGAUCGGUGAUCACGUCGACAACGUCGCACACUCUGAACGCGAGUCAUCACAAUCACGGCCAGCAGCAGACGCAAGCGUCGGCGCGGCCGCCGAUGAAGUACUCGGACCUGCCGUACAUGGGCGAGAUCACGCUGGACAACAGCAAGCCUAGGAGAGGUCGCAAGCCGAAGAAGGCGGACAUCUGCCACCUGAUUUACAAGAACUACGGCACCAUACUGCCCGGCACGCCGGGCCACGAGGAGAAGAGGCUGUCGCCCAGGGAGAAGCUGGACGAGAGGAUCUCCACGCAGAUCCCCUUUCAAAGGACGGACGUUCAGAAUAGAAUAAGUAGCUUAUUAGAGAAGAGACUUACGCAGGAGUCGCGCAGGACGUUCGGUCUGCUGGAGAACACGAAGGAGCAGGACGAGCCGUUGAACCUCUGCAUCCGGGAUCUGAACCAGCUGAAGAUCAGGCUGCUGAGGAAGCACGGGAACGUGUACGAGUCCGGCCAAGUGAAGAGCGAGACGUCCAGCGACGGCGAGGAGGUCGAGUGCAUAGGCACGACGUUCCCCUCGGAUCCUAGCUACCGUCCUCUAGACGCCAUGUGCCGCGGCAACGUCAAUCACAACAACAACAUCAUCGACCCCAUGCUGGCAGCCAACCCGGGCUUCGUCUACUGGCCCAACGCGGGCGUGUUCAUCCAUCCGAUGGCGCUGCAGUCUCAACUGUUGUAUUACCAAAAAAUGGCGCAGAACGACAAGUGCUACCCCAGGAUGAACGAGCAGCCCGGCAAGGAGCAGAAGAUCAUCCCCAAGUCCCUGUACUCCAUGAUGGAGACGAAAAGUCCGCCAUUGAUACCCCCUCCAGCUCAAGCCAGCCCGCAGAACGUCCCCGUGCCGCCUCCGGUCUCGCCGAGACCCAAGAGGAACGUCUCGGUCGGCCAAGCCCAGAGCCAACCGACGAAGCGGAAGAGGUCCGCCAUCUUCAUACCGCCGAUGCCGACGGAGAACAACAACAACCCCGCGACGGAGGUCAGCAUCUGCAAGUUCAAGUUCACCGGGGGAGCUAAACCCAGCCUCCAAGAGAAGAAGAGCCUCUCCGUCGACUCGGGAGGCAACUUCAGGUACUACAGCGGCACCGGCGACAAGAGCAUGCGGGGAUACGAGUUCUUCCCUCGGGAGGCUCUGCAGCAGUCCGCUGGACAGUCCGGUUCCUCCACUGGCGCUUUCCUGAACGCCGCCGGCGAGAGGAUCCAGCCGGCUCCCUGCCAGAGGACCGUCAACCAGGAGGAGGGCCGGCGGAAGAGGAAGACCAGGAAGUCGCUGCAGAGGGAGAAGCUCGAGCAGACGUUCAAGGAGAAGGGGUUCCUCAUCCAGACGCAGCAGCUCGAGUCCGCGGAGGGCGCGACCUACUGCAAGUUCAGGCAGCUCCGGAAGUUCACCAGAUACCUGUUCAGGAGCUGGAAGGACUAUCUUCCGGGCAAUGUGCGCGAGUUGACCGGCGUCGCGGAGAACGAGAUGGCGGACGGUGACGCGGAGAGUGACACGAACGUGCUCGCCUCGCCCGUGCCCCAUACGAACAUGGUGGACGUGGCGACGGGGUUCGUCGACGACCACCGUGGCCUGCCUUUGACGUGAAACUUUCCGGUACCGUUGGUCAUGUGUCGGUCAACUUUUUCGCUGGUUGGCCAGCUGCUGGCUGGAUCUGCCGUGGCUUCGAGGGGAUUACGGGAUAACGGAGGAUUCUGAGCUUGUGCGAUGUCGCGGGAGAACUCUUUGUUGACGUGGGCGAUCGAGCUUUCAGGGAAGCUAGGCAUCGGGGAUGGAGCAGCGGAUUUAGAAGACUGAUGCGGACAGUCUGAGUCGACUUUGUUGCGAACGUCUAGCUCUGGCUUGACUGCGAUGGUUCAUCUGAGCAGUCGAAAGUGUUUCUAUUUCUUUGUCGAUUUCGCGUUGAGAUAGUUAUUUUCGUAUAUUCGUGGAAAUUGUGGUUUUAUAAUGGUUGGAAUAUACAUCGGGAAACAAGGUAUUGUGUAUUUAGAAACAGGUCGCGGGAUAAUGGUACGACAUGCAAGUUAGCAAUUGAAUAAUUCGAAUAUUUGAAGUUCGAAAAUACACCUGACAAAAUAAUUCUGUUAACAAAAUUCGGAAGAAACUUGUUUCCCUUGUGUUGUUUUCAACCGAAUAUCAAAUAGAUAAAAUGACUGUAUUUUGCUAAUAUGUUCGUGUUAUUGUCGACGCGGAAGAACGUGUUGCUCGAUACUCAGACCCGUCCGCAAAUCCGAGUACAAAAUUUCAAAAUCGCUACGUAGCACCCGGGAUCCGUCAGUCACAACAUCCUCGUCGCUGUUGCAAACGUUGCACGCAUUUAUUGCAUCCAACAGUGUUUAACUGCCUUAUUAUCAUACCAUUAGGAGUUCUCGCGGGAUUUAUAGAUGGCACAGAGUGAAAGUAUAGUAGCUCGCGGAAUCCAUGUCGCGGAGGGUUCGACGUGUUCACGGCAUUUACCCUCGAUAAAGUGUAUCUCGUUCGACGCGAGGAGAUGCUCGCCACGAAUGGCUCAGCGGUGUUCUUCGAUCUUUUUCGUUUGCAUCGGUCAACGGUUCGAUUGUGUCGAGCGUGCAAGACGAUCGCGCUGCUUUCACCGCGUGACUUUUAAUGCCAUAAUGUUAAAUCAUAGCACUUUUUUAGAUCGUGUCAAUUAAUAUUCUGUCGAGCCUCGGAAUUCACAAGUGGAAUUUUUCAAUGCUUCAUGGAUUUCUAAAUGGAAGAGUUAAAUAGCACAUCAUGAGUAAUUAAACAUUCUGUUAAUUACAAUAAUAUUCCUGCUGAUGAUUCAAGCUGUUUUUGAAAAGCUGCAUUAAUUAUAAUACCAGAAUUCGAGUAGUGAAUGCGAUAGUGAACCACAUUAAAAUCAUAUUAAAUUGCAAGGUAACUAAAUUUCGGAACACCGACGCAAACGUGUAACGACGCUCACUUGUCGA
Messenger RNA from Nomia melanderi (Alkali bee), 3737 nucleotides. RefSeq lists its product as uncharacterized. NCBI's taxonomy places the organism in Eukaryota, Metazoa, Arthropoda, Insecta, Hymenoptera, Halictidae. The record is from RefSeq and is a predicted model, not a curated record.